Prorocentrum cordatum is the source of this 366-nucleotide messenger RNA. NCBI's taxonomy places the organism in Eukaryota, Dinophyceae, Prorocentrales, Prorocentraceae. The record is from the annotation of a GenBank genome assembly.
AUGCCCGACCUGACUCGAGCCCCCCGAAGCCGCGCACGAAGUCGCUCCAGCCUUCAGCCACCUCCUGCGUGUAGCCGGUCCGUGCGUGCCUCGGCGGGCGCCGGGGCUGGCGCCGAGCUGCGCGUGAGGUGCCUGGACUGGCUGGAGGCGGCUGGCCGCCAGGGGGCGGCGGGCGUGGACUUCGGCUCGCCCGAGAACGUCGGCGCGGGGCACCAUUGGGAGCGCCUCGGCGACGACGAGCGCCACUCGUUCGACCUCGUGAUGGCCAGCGACGUCCUCUACGAAGCUCGGGAUCCCGCGAAGGGGGGGUGCGCCCUGGUGUGUGUGUGUGUGUGUGUGGGUGAGUUCGAUCGGCUUUUGCACUGA